Molecule: messenger RNA, 456 nt
Organism: Entrophospora sp. SA101
Lineage: Eukaryota; Fungi; Glomeromycota; Glomeromycetes; Entrophosporales; Entrophosporaceae
Source: the annotation of a GenBank genome assembly
AUGGCUUGUGAGCCGUAUUUGAUAAAAACACUUGAACAAUGUUUUUCUGAAAUCAUAAACUCGCAAAGUAAUAAUGAAUCACAUUUAGCUGGGAGUUCUAAGGAAAAUGAAUUCCGAAUUAACGCACCACUUAAAACUACUGAAAUUAUAUUGAAUUUAUGUUUACUAUCAGUAGUUGGACAAACAGCCUUUUAUCUGCACGCUAAAGCUAAAGAAUACGAAAGCUUACGUACUCAAAUUUUAUGGGGUUGUUUUGGAAACAAUGUCAACGAAAUUGAUUGUUUGGCAGAUAAUGAAUUGAUUGGCAUUUAUGCUAUUGGUGUUUUUGAUAACAUUCGAUUUUUAUUAAUAAUAGUUGAUGAUGUUGUCAUAGUUAUUGUAAUGAUAAGUAAUAUAAUGCAAACCCUCGUAAUGAAUAAAAAAAUUGUAAUUUUUACUUCAAUAAAUUUCAAUUAA